Molecule: messenger RNA, 393 nt
Organism: Aspergillus oryzae RIB40
Lineage: Eukaryota; Fungi; Ascomycota; Eurotiomycetes; Eurotiales; Aspergillaceae
Exons: 3
Coding region: 1-393 (130 amino acids)
Molecular function (GO): nuclease activity
Source: RefSeq, a predicted model, not a curated record
AUGCCGAUCCGCCCAUUGGAUGAAUGGGCCGCUGCCCGCACGCAGUCUCUCCCACUCUCCGCCCUCAAAGGUGCCGUCGUCGGUAUCGAUGCGUCACAUUACAUUAAACAGCACCUCCUCCACCCUUCCACCCGUGAGCCUCUCUUGGUCGCUCUUGGCGGAUUUCCGUUCGCUCUGAGGAACAAUAUCGAACGAGAGCUGCAGACCUUCAAGGACUCAGGCGUAACAUGUGUUUUUGUCUUCGACGGUCUCGACUUUGGUACUAAGAACCAGCGACCCCACGUAUCGCCGGAGUCAGUACGGGCAUUUGAGCAAGCCUGGGACCUCUAUGACCAACAACAGGCUGAUCAAGUGGUGGACGCAUUUAGUGGUGCAGUGCUGCGGCUCAGGUGA